Molecule: messenger RNA, 2068 nt
Organism: Liolophura sinensis
Lineage: Eukaryota; Metazoa; Mollusca; Polyplacophora; Chitonida; Chitonidae
Product: arylsulfatase B-like
Exons: 14
Coding region: 6-1487 (493 amino acids)
Molecular function (GO): sulfuric ester hydrolase activity
Source: RefSeq, a predicted model, not a curated record
UGACAAUGGCAGGUGCUUUCUGGGAACUGACUGUGUUUAUUCUGUUGGGGUGUGCCAGCCAAGUCUGGGCCACCCGACCCCACAUCGUCUUCAUUGUGGCUGAUGACUUAGGCUGGAAUGACGUUGGCUGGCACAAUCCUGCGAUGAUCACCCCAAACCUGGAUCGGCUUGCUCGGGAAGGGGUGAUACUCAACUCCUCCUAUGUACAACCUAUGUGUACCCCGUCCCGGAGUGCCUGGAUGACUGGACAUUACCCGUUCCACACCGGAAUGGAGCACUGGGUUAUAGUUCCCACACAAGCCACAGGUCUUCCACAAUACUACACAUUGCUUCCACAGCGGCUCAAACUUCUUGGAUACCAGACACAUAUGGUUGGGAAGUGGCACCUUGGAUUCUGUGACUGGGGGUACACUCCUACAUACAGGGGCUUUGACAGCUUCCUGGGUUAUUAUGAGGGUAUGGAGUACUACUACAACCAUACAAGAGUAUUUAACACCAUGAGCGGUGUGGACUUCCGGGAGAACGAGAAACCUGCCGACUACAAUGGCACCUACUCCACACAUCUAUUCGCGAAGAGAGCUGUGGACAUCAUUUCCCAGACAGACCCAAAUGGUGAUCCGCUGUUUCUUUACUUACCAUUCCAAGCCGUACACUUACCCCUGCAGGUUCCUAAACAGUACGAGGACAUGUACUCAACCAUCCAUGACCAGAACAGAAGAGUCUACUGUGGAAUGAUGUCCGCUCUGGACGAAGCUGUGGGUAACAUUACAAACGCUCUGGACAAAAAUGGGUUUUUGGACAACACAAUCAUCAUCUUUACAGCUGAUAACGGAGGCCCGACAUACGCCGGUGCCAACAACAUGCCGCUCAGAGGGGGGAAAGUCACUCUGUGGGAAGGGGGAACGAAGGGGGCGGCGUUCGUCUACAGCAAAACGCAUUUGAAUAAAACCGGAUACGUCAACACAGGGAUGAUGCAUGCCGUUGAUUGGUUCCCGACAAUCUUGAGCGCGGCUGGAGGUGUUACAGAUGGACAAGGCCUCGAUGGCGUUGAUCAGUGGGACAUGAUUUCCGCGGGGACUUCCUCAGCCAGGGAAGAGUUUGUCUACAACAUCGACCCUCUGAUCCCUAACGCAGCCAUCAGAAUGGGUGACUACAAACUGAUUCUGGGAAGCCCGGGCGUAUUUCACGGCUGGUAUCCUGUACCUAAUUUUGAAGGAGAAAUUCAUACGAAUAUCACAUCAGACAUGGAUGCGUUAUCUGCCACAGCCAGUUUAUCCUCCUCACUGAACCAAACACUGCUGUUUAACAUUGCUGAAGAUCCAACGGAACACCAUGACUUGUCACAAAAGUAUCCAGAUAUUGUGAGCAAACUGCGCAUGCGGCUUGAAGAGCACUGGAAAUCCUUGGUACCUCCUCGUAAUCCACCGUUAGACGCGAAAGGUGACCCGGCGAACUUUGGUGGUUACUGGACCCCAGGCUGGUGUUAACAAUCUACUAUAAUCCAUUGCUUUUAUCAUCUAAUGUCAGUAAUGCCAUUUUAAACAAAGCUUAAGCACAUGUAUGCAAUAAAGUCAAAGAACAAACUUACAGUUAAAUGUCAGGUGUCUAAUUCCGCUUUCCAUCCGCCGAGCGAUAUUUCCCUGUGGAUUAAAGCAGUCCGUUCAACGUGAGCUUUGGUGUCAGGAGCACUCGAAACUGGUCAUGACCGCCAACCAAUUCAGGCAGCCUUGACAAAAUUCGUCUGGACAUGGGUAGGAAAGUAGCUCUGCUAAUCGAUUUUAAUAGGUUUUACCCCCGUCUUUAGGUUAUCAAAUUCAAGUGCAACUGAUUUAGACGCAGACAGAUCCUUUACAAAAUUAGUGACAAAACGAUCCAAGUCAGCUAUACCAGUAUUGUUCAUUCGAUUAGUACAUUGUUUCUAGCGGAAUUCUCUGUGACUGAAGCAACUUUUCACAGUUGUUUUUCUUCCACAAUUUUGUAGUUUUGAACGAACGUGAUUUAUAUUGUUAUUCAAGGCAUGUUUCGCUGAUAGUAACGGGUGCAGGGGGCAGGGAUGGAGACAUUACCC